GGGGGCGUAGUUGAGGCGGAGCGGACUCCACCUCGGCCAAUCAUAAGCCGGCGGAAUAUUCCACUGUCCUCUCCGCAUUAGCGACGCCGUUAGCAACAAGUGGGGAGGAAGCAAGAGGGGGAGGGAGGCGGGAGAAGAAGAGAAGAGAGAAGGGGGAGGUUGGAAGCGAGCAAGAGAGAGAGAAGAGGGGGAGGAGGGGGGGAGGUUGGGAGAGGGAGAGGGAGGGAGACCGAGAGAGGAGAAGGAGGGGGAGGGAGAACUGACGUAAGCGGGGGAGUAUUAUGGUCUGUCGUGCGCUGGCUGCUGCUUUUCUGCUGCUGGAAGCGGCCAAGGGGGUAAGCGACGAGUCAACAUGGAGCUUUCUGCGGUCGGGGAGCGGGUGUUCGCGGCCGAAGCCCUCUUGAAGCGGCGCAUCAGAAAAGGACGAAUGGAAUACCUCGUCAAAUGGAAAGGCUGGUCUCAGAAGUAUAGCACCUGGGAACCGGAAGAAAACAUACUGGAUGCCCGACUUCUCGCAGCCUUUGAGGAAAGGGAACGAGAGAUGGAGCUGUAUGGCCCCAAAAAGCGGGGUCCCAAGCCCAAAACCUUCCUCCUCAAGGCACAGGCCAAGGCUAAAGCCAAAACCUAUGAGUUCCGGAGCGACUCAGCUCGGGGCAUCAGGGUUCCCUACCCAGGACGAUCUCCCCAGGAACUUGGCUCCACUUCUCGAGCUCGGGAGGGACUCCGAAACAUUACCCUGUCCCCACCUGGGAGCAGCAGCAGCACCAGUACCAGUAGCACCUGCAGAGGGGACUCAGCUCGGGAACGGGAACGGGACCGAGACCGGGGGACUGGGAGACCCGACGACAAACCAAGCUCCCCAGGGGAUAGCUCCAAGAAACGAGGUCCCAAACCCCGGAAGGACCUUCGGGACCCUUCCCAGAGGACCUCAGGGGAGCCAGGGGACAGUCUUGGGGACUACCUCAAAGGGAGGAAGAUGGAGGAUGCCCUCUCUGGGGCGAGCAAGUUCACAGCUGGACACAGUGUAAUCCAGCUGGCCCGAAGGCAAGACGCAGACCUGGCCUGCACAGUGGCUAGUCCCAGCGGAGGUGAGGCUGGGGGCAAACUGGCUGUGGACACCUACCCACCCCGAGUCAUAAAGCACAGGUCGGAUUUUUUGGAGGCCAAAGGCCAGAGUGGUUUGGAUUCUGGAGGCCCUCGGGUCCGACAUGGCUCUGGCAACCCAGGUUCAGUUGGGAGCUUGUAUCGGGACAUGGGGGCCCAAGGGGGUAGGCCCUCCUUGAUUGCCAGGAUCCCUGUAGCCAGAAUCCUUGGGGACCCUGAGGAAGAAUCCUGGAGCCCAUCCCUUACCAACCUGGAGAAGGUGGUGGUCACAGAUGUGACCUCAAACUUUUUGACCGUCACCAUUAAGGAAAGCAACACGGACCAAGGUUUUUUUAAGGAGAAAAGAUGAAUUUCUGGAGUCCAGCAGAGAGAAAGCAGGAGGGAGUGAGACACAGAGAGAAAGGAAAUUUGGCAUAGUACUUUUUAUUUCUGGAUGGGAUUUAGCCAAAACGCUGAUCCUUUCCUUUCAUACCCCUCCUCCUUCCCCAGUCCAUCCCCAGUAUUGGUUGGAAAGAUUAUCUCUAGAGUUAUAUUUUCUAUUAGAUGUAAAUAUGUUAUUUAAGAAAAUAUCUAAAUAUAUAUAUAUUUCAACUCUUGAAGUUGUUUUAUUUAAAACAAGAGACUGUGGAUUAGUUACCACCCAGAAUGGAAUACCACCCUGAAGACUUAACUGAGCUCCAGGCAGGAGGAAACCAACAUACAGACUUAAAUGAUGGUUAUACCCAAUUGUGUCCUUUUGACCUUUUUGAUUUCUGAUGUUCUGAUGCUUUGGAGUCACUGUGGAUGCUGAGAAGGCUGGGCGUUUGGAAGUAAAGGAAAAAACCUUGUGUAUGUGUAUACAGAAAUACUCCUGAAAGGCUGAGGGUUCCCUAAAAUGUGGAUUGUGAUUGGAGAUGUUGCUAAUGACAUGAUCCAGGGUGUGUUGCAGGCUAUCCCCUCUGACAGCUCGAUUGAAACCACAGCAAAGCACUUCUCUCUCCCUUUCUUCCCCUGGCCAGCUAGGGUCAAAAGCUUUUUCUUACCCUUAAGGAAAAAAAAACAAUUGGUCUUUAAAAAAGGAUUAAACAUCUGUUAGAGUGAAAAGUAUUCAUUUUAAUUACCCCCCUUUUUUUCCCCCUCUCCUGCUGAUGAAGGUGAGCUUGGGGAACAGGGGAUAUGUCCAAGGAACAAUACUAGAAAUGCACUUUAUAGGAGAUAAAGCAUAUAUUAUGUUCUGUGUGUAUAUAGACACGCAAAUAUAUAUUGUAUACCUACACAGUAUAUAUGCAUAAUCUCUUUUUCCCUUGGUUCCUUUCUUUACUCCAUAAAACAACAAACAAUGUGUUUACAUUCCCGAAAUGCCAGGAUAAAUUGGGAGAAUUGCCUGUCACUAUCCAGAGUGCAGGGACCAGCUCUCUUUUGCAAGAAAAGUGUUUUGGGUUUAAACUCCCCCACCCCCUUCUCCGAGUCUAUCCUCGGAGGGAGAGGAGGACCCAACUCCUAGGAAAAGUAUUAUGUCUUUCUUCUCUUUAGGGAUGCCGAAUCGCCCCCGCCCCCCAUUCCCCUCCGGCUUUCAGAGAGAAGUUGCUCUCACCCCACCCCCACCCCUGGCUGAGGCUCCCAUUGCUCGCUCAGCUGGAGCAGGGUGGGGGCGGGGCUGCAUGGAGGUGGGGGCGGUUGGGGAGGCUCUGCUUGUUCCGCUCCUCACCUUGCCCUGAACCUCGGGAUGGAACCCCUGCGUUUCGUCUGGACUCAGAGUUGGAAGAGAUUGUAUCUUCGAGGCUCAGACAGGAGGAGGGGAAGAAAGAGAAAUGCAGUGUUUCCAUCCAAGAAUGUGCACCAGAACUUUUACUGUUUUUUUUUUUCCCUUUCUUAAAAGCAAAGGCUAUAAUUUAUAGGCUUUUUCGAUUCGUGGAGUGUUCUCUAUUUGAACUCUGUAUUCAAACUCGGCCAAGGAGGGGAGGAAGGGGAGGAGAAAGGAGGUUGAUUUGGAAAAACUGCUAGAGAUGGAAGAGGGAAGUGUGUAUACAUAUACAUACAUAUAUAUAUAUAAUAUGUCUGAAUACAUAUAUAAGUAUGUAUCCAUAUCUCCAUCCAUCCGUAUAUAUAUAUGUAUGUAUAUAUAUCGUGGUAUAUAUGUCUAUAUAUUAUCUCUCUAUAGGCAUCAUUCAGACCUAACUGCGGCUCACAGUCUCCAGGUAUUUGGUCAUCUGUUGGUUUAAAAGCACAAACCUGUACCACAAUCAAAGAGCGAAUACCGACCCCAGCCUCUGGCCCCCUUCCGGUCCUUCUUCUGUGCUACCAGGACCCGUGAAGCCCAGAAAUGGAGGGCUUUUCCAUUGGGGAGCUUGGGGGCCCGGGUCGGGGUUCCGUGCCAGACCGAAGCACAGAUUCAGGACCAGCCUGAAGUUAGAGAGGCUGAGAUGGGGCGGGGAAUGGGGAUGGCUCCUGAGGUGGGGCAAGUGCGGAGAUCCUUCACGGGUUUCUUCCUCUUCCUUCACUUGACACUUCCUCCUCCCUCUUCCAGGUUCUCUCCUCUUCUCUUGUCUUUCUGACACUUGAAGGACAAAAGGGAAGACAAAAGUAAUAGAUGCAGUUUUGUUUCAAGUUGAAAAUUGCAAAUUGCGCCUGUACAGAAGAGCCCCCAGAAUGGGCUUUUUUACCUGAUCAUAUUUGUAAAAUUGGUCUUUGAAACUUAGUUUGUAUAAAGAACCGACGUGAGCAAGUGUAUCUUCUUAAAUGUCGAUGCUAUUUUUAGCUGAAACAAUACAAGGGACAUGUAUGUUACCAUGUGUAUGAUAACUUGGGGAUGCGUUGAGGUUAUUCAAACUGCCCUUUCCCCUUCUUUUCCCUUGUUCUUUUCCUUUCCCCCUUCCCCUUCCUCCCUUUCUCCCAGCCGGAGUUUCUCAUUCCCUGUACCCUCCAUCUCGCAAACCUGGUUCAGACACACCGGUGGUUCAAGCCCUUUCUGUUCAGGCGUCUGUGUGUGCGUGUGUAUGUGUGUCCAAUUCACACCGCUGUACUGCGAUCCAGAUCAGGGGUGGGGGUGGGGUGGGGAGGGGGAGGUGGGGAGGGAUCCAGGGGAGCCUUAUGUAUGUAGGUCUCUACAUAUAUGCUGAAUGUGUGUUUGGUUUAUUUAAUUCUUAAGAUUUGUACAAAUCUCCAAAUCGAUCUCCGCCUCAGAGCUAAAAAGUGAAACUUCAACACGUUAUCUUCUGCAAUUCUGAAUGUCUAUAUCCAAUACCCGCUUUUUAUGUGUUUAAAUAUAUACUUUGUAAAUAGA
Monodelphis domestica (gray short-tailed opossum) is the source of this 4366-nucleotide messenger RNA. RefSeq names its product chromobox 8 (gene CBX8). The record is from RefSeq and is a predicted model, not a curated record. NCBI's taxonomy places the organism in Eukaryota, Metazoa, Chordata, Mammalia, Didelphimorphia, Didelphidae. Gene Ontology annotation, biological process: negative regulation of transcription by RNA polymerase II. Gene Ontology annotation, cellular component: chromatin; PRC1 complex. Gene Ontology annotation, molecular function: chromatin binding.